Molecule: messenger RNA, 822 nt
Organism: Fraxinus pennsylvanica
Lineage: Eukaryota; Viridiplantae; Streptophyta; Magnoliopsida; Lamiales; Oleaceae
Source: the annotation of a GenBank genome assembly
AUGGAAGGCGCAGAGGAAGAAUUGGAGAGGAGGAGCAAGUUCUUGAACAGUUUGAUACAGAAGAAGGAUGUUGAGCACAAAAAUCAGAAUAAUCAUACGAAUGUGCGUGUGAGGGCUUCAGAUAUGCCUUUGUCUUUGCAAAAUCAUGCAUUUAAGAUUUCCAGAGAUUAUCUUGAUUCAAUAGCUUCUGGGAAGCUUGACAGUAAACUCCUUGCUCUUGCACUCAAGAAGGAGUUCGACUCAACUUAUGGUCCAGCUUGGCAUUGCAUUGUGGGAACUAGCUUCGGUUCAUAUGUUACCCAUUCUCCCGGAGGAUUUUUGUAUUUUUCAAUGGAUAAGGUCCACAUUCUUCUAUUCAAGAUUGCUAUUGAACCUUUGACCAUACAUCGUGGAUUCUCAAAUGGUGUUUCCUGUAAAGGUCAGAAUGGAGCAGAAGCCUCAAAUGCUGGUAAGAGACUGAAAUUGGGUACCCAAGGCAUGGAGCUCUCCUUUAUCCGACGAGACUACACCCAGAAAUUUAAGGAAAUCCUGAAGGAGUACAUGAAGGAAAUGGAAUCGCAAAGGCUCGAAAAAUUGCGCAAAGACGAGGCCAAAAAAGAGAAGUUCAGGCACGAGAUCGAGGACCUCAAGGCCAAGACGCAUAUGGAUGAUAUCCCAAAUCUAUUGUCUUUUGUGACGAGGUUAGUUCAACGAGAAGACAUCUCAUUGGAGAAUAUUAAUACCUCCCCAAAACCUAAAGACGUGGAAAUCAUGAAAUUAUCAGAUAGCAACACUGAUAUUGAAGCGCACCAAGAUAUUUCUAUUGCCAACAUGAAUUCUUGA